AUGGGGGGUACCUGGGUGCAUGUGGGGGGCCACAGGGGCAUGUGGGACCACUGGGGGCAUGGGGGGGCACAGGGGGCAUGGGGGGACACCAGGGGGCAUGGGGGGUACCUGGGGUCCAAGUUGUUCCAGCGCCUGGCCCAGAGCCAGCAGGAGCGCUGGCUGCUCCAGGAGAAGGUGAGGCACCUGGAGGUGUCGAGCGCCUCCAUGGCCGAGGACCUGUGUCGGAAAAGCGCCAUCAUCCAGAGCUUCGUCAGGGACAGCCGGCUGGAGGCGGUUCCCCCCUCGGCUCCCACCCCCCGCCGGGGGGGCCCGGGGGAGGAGGGGCUGCGGGAGAUGAACAAGAAGCUGCAGAACCUUCUGGAAGAGCAGCUCACCAAGAACCUGCACCUGGCGCAGGACCUGGAAUCGUUGUCCCAGGAACUGGCCCAGCUCAGGAAGGACCAAACAGCCCCCCCCGGGCCCCCCUGAGGGGCGAGGCCACCUCUGCCGGUGGGCGGGGCCUCUCCCCAUCGCCCCGCCCCCUCCCGCUGCAAGCUCCACCCCCCGGUGGGGGGGGUCUGCUUCGGGGGGGACAUUGCCCCUUUAAGAACGGGGGGGUGGUCCCUACUUGGCGUUACCCCUUUGAGGCCUGGGCAGAUCCCCCAGGAGGGUGUUGCCCCUUUAAGACGGGUUUAAAUCCCCCCUUUGGGCGUUGCCCCUUUAAGGAGGUCGCGGUCCCCACCCUGCCGUUGCCCCUUUAAGACCGGGGGUGGGCUCCCCCCAGGACGCCGUUGCCCGUUUAAGAACGGGUUUGACACCACCUUUGGGCGUCGCCCCUUUAAGACGAAGGUGAGGCCCUCCCCAGACUCCGUUUCCUCUUUAAGACGGGUUUGAAACCCCCCUCGGGCGUUGCCCCUUUAAGGCGGUCGCGGUUCCCCCCCCUUGUGUCGUUGCCCCUUUAAGGGGGGGAGGGUCCCGCAUGCGGCCCCCCCCUCAAUAAACAAACCCCAACCGCCA
Pipra filicauda (Wire-tailed manakin) is the source of this 996-nucleotide messenger RNA. RefSeq names its product GRIP1 associated protein 1 (gene GRIPAP1). Gene Ontology annotation, biological process: regulation of recycling endosome localization within postsynapse; regulation of modification of synaptic structure; regulation of neurotransmitter receptor transport, endosome to postsynaptic membrane. Lineage: Eukaryota; Metazoa; Chordata; Aves; Passeriformes; Pipridae. The record is from RefSeq and is a predicted model, not a curated record. Gene Ontology annotation, cellular component: extrinsic component of postsynaptic early endosome membrane; glutamatergic synapse; postsynaptic recycling endosome. The coding region runs from base 1 to 468 and encodes 155 amino acids. The transcript is spliced from 4 exons.